AUAUGUCUCUAACUGAAUAAAAAAUGAAUCGAAAUAAUGGCAUUACAUCUAUGUACGAAGCGAAUCAUCAGUUAUUGGCAUCAGUUACAGUUAUUACCUCAUCCCGAUGACGAAUAUACGAUGGAAAGACGAUGUCUCGUACGCAAUGACCCCCUACAAAUUGCUAACGUGGCCCAUCGGCGUUUGGCCACUUCAAGUUUAUAACAUCUAUUCGCUUUUACGAUGCAUCUUUGCUACCUGUUGCGUGAGUCUAAUGGUAAUAUUGCCUUCCAUCGAACUCUAUACGGACUGCAAUAACGCUGAACAGAACGUAGACAGCCUUAUGUUACUCUGUUGCGGAAUACUUGGUAUACUGAAGACAGUAUGGUUUCGCAUUCACGCAAGGAAUUUGACUAACAAUUACAGCUCUGCUCUAAAUGAUUAUUUGAUGAUUAAAAACGCAAAACAUCGAGCUAUUAUGCGAAAACAUGCUUCUACGGGAAGAAUUCUCUGCUGUUUUCUAAUGUGUUUUUCUUACUUUAGUUGUCUAUUAUACACAAUAAUUCCUUUUUUAAGUAAUGCUAAUAAUAAAAUAAAUGUAACGAGUGAGACUAUGUUACAGUAUACAGUACCAUCAAGAUGUGCUUUGGAGUACUUCAAUGCUCCAACAAGCAUGCAUACAAUCUUGUGUCUCAUCGAAGCUAUCUCGCUUACUCUAACAAGUACUACUAAUCAUGGUAACGACUCUUUGUUUUUCAACAUUACGCUGCACAUUUGCGGUCAAGUGGAAAUUUUGAAAGCCAAGUUUAUCGAUUUUGAUGUUACGAGACCACAAGUUUAUAAACGUUUCCUCACACUAAUUAAAAGACACAGCUAUUUGAUAAGAUUGGCCAGAGAACUUGCUGAUACAAUUAGUUUUAUUUUACUAAUUCAAUUAUCUAUUAUCAGUUUACAAUUAUGCAUAAUGGGUUUUCAAUUUAUUCUAGCGUUGAAAGACAAUGACACUGCUAUGGCAAUUAAAAGUAUAAUGGUGCAGAGUGCUUUUCUGUCACAAUUAACGCUAUAUAGUUUUAUCGGGGAUUAUCUAAAAUCUCAGAUGGAAGAAGUAGGACUUUGUGUUUAUCAAAACAUCUGGUAUGACUUUCCCACAAAACUGACAAGAAACUUAAUUUUCGUCAUUAUGCGGUCAGAAUCUCCCGUAACAUUGCGAGCUGGACAUUUUAUUGUGGUAAAUUUAUCAACCUACAUGAGCAUCCUAAAAGCUUCUAUUACGUAUCUGUCUGUACUUCGAGUAAUGGUAGAAACAUAAAAUAUAAAAUGUAAAAUAAAAAAAUUCUAAAUCGGCUUAAGAUUUGGCAAGACAGAGAUUUGUAAAGAAACAUAAAUUUAAUUAGAACGUUAUUUUAAUAAAAUUGUUGAUCAUAAU
This is a messenger RNA of Acromyrmex echinatior (Panamanian leafcutter ant), 1405 nucleotides long. RefSeq names its product odorant receptor 9a-like. Gene Ontology annotation, molecular function: olfactory receptor activity; odorant binding. Gene Ontology annotation, cellular component: plasma membrane. The record is from RefSeq and is a predicted model, not a curated record. NCBI's taxonomy places the organism in Eukaryota, Metazoa, Arthropoda, Insecta, Hymenoptera, Formicidae. Gene Ontology annotation, biological process: sensory perception of smell; detection of chemical stimulus involved in sensory perception of smell.